CUUUUAGUAUUAAAUUAGUUUUUUCGAAAAAUUCUGGGACUCUCUCUCAUCUCUCUCCCUUCACAGAAACCAGGUUGGCCAGUUUUGGCCAGCGAUCUUGGUGCUCUAGCCAUGGCUAGACGCGUGACUGGUCGGAAAAUGACUAGAGGAGGUCGGCGAACCACGCUUGAGCCCAGCCUCCUUUCGCCGUCGCGAGCUCUAGGAACCUUCGAGGGUUUCAAGUUUUCCGACACCUUUUUUGGUGGUUCCAGCGACUGUUGUCGCAGAUCCAGCUCUUUGGUUGCUGGACUCUGUAUUCUGAAAUGGUGUGAGAGCUUGUUGAGCUGCAGUUGAUUGUUUAAGCUUUAGCUUCAAUCAAAAGGAUCUUUACUUGAGGGGAUUCUAGUUGCAGAAUUGGAUGAGUACAGAGAAGGCAAAAGAGUGUAGAGUUUUGAUAGAUUCCCUCCUUGACCUAGCACAGGAAGGGAAGUUAAAAUAUGAGGCAGAUGCUGCAGCAGUGGCAAUCACAACAACCGACCUCGUUAGCAAGAGUGUGGCAAUUCAGUCUCUGGUUGGAGGGACAGAUAUAAGAAUUGGGGGAAUGGCAAAAGGUUCCGGGAUGAUCCACCCCAAUAUGGCUACCAUGCUUGGAGUAAUAACAACUGAUGCAAUGGUUAGCAGUGAUGUUUGGAGAAAAAUGGUUCAAGUUGCUGUCAACCGAAGUUUCAACCAAAUAACAGUAGAUGGAGAUACGAGUACCAAUGACACUGUCAUUGCGUUAGCUAGUGGAUUAUCUAGAUCAACCAAGAUAUCUUCCUACAACAGUAAUGAAGCAGUACAACUUCAAGCAGGCCUUGAUGUGGUUAGUUCUACUUCAUUUAAGUUUUACAUUCCUCUGUUAUCUAAAAAUCUUUUACAGUGAGCUCCAAAAU
This is a messenger RNA of Prunus avium (sweet cherry), 911 nucleotides long. The record is from RefSeq and is a predicted model, not a curated record. NCBI's taxonomy places the organism in Eukaryota, Viridiplantae, Streptophyta, Magnoliopsida, Rosales, Rosaceae.